GCCGCCCCUCCAACGCUCGCUGCAUCCUCAUCCGACGCCACCUGUCAGCGGCUACCCACGCGCCUGCCCGUCCGUCAACGCCCGAUUGAAACCAUCGCUGCCCAGAUCUGCCUCAGUGGUUUGCAUCGUUGUGGCAACGACAUCGUCGAUCCUCAACUCUGGAACUAAAUCCAGAAGGACUACACCAUUCUCGCGGCUGAUGGCUGUGGAAAAUUGGAAAAUUAGCCUGUCCUAUGAAGAGAGUUCAUGCCAAUGGACCCAAUGCAGAAUACAUAGUGAUCAAACCCAGAGAUACAACAAUGAAUAAAACUCACCCACAUCGACAUGGCACGCACGAAGAUAAUGACAUUCUGUCAGGCAAACAGAAGCAUCAUCUUGAAAAUGAGGGCUGCAAUAAACUCUCAUAUCAAGCACCAUCAUCACCAGCCCAUCCUGUUUUCGAUCCUAUUUUUUAUGGAGAGAUGAGAAAGAGCAGGGAGAAUAUGGAUGGAAAUUUGACUAGAGUACACAAACAAAGAACUCAAGACAAGUCUGUAGUCCAUGUGUCCUCUAAGCAGAAACGUAGUCCUUCCAUGGAGGUUGGCACAAAAGUGAUUCUGAAGUCCUCAGUAUAUCCAAACAAAAGGCAUGUGGCACAUGCUAGCAUUUUGGGUUGCAAUUCAAAAAAAAAUGGUUGGUGGUGUUGAGCUAGGUCGGCAGUUCAUAGAAGUGCAAGUUGAUCAACCUAUUGAGGAAUGUGAGCUCUUGGUAAGGGAAAGGGAAAAUUGUAGGACAAUUGGCGAUACUUUCACCUCUGGAUUAACAAUUGCUUGGCCUUCAGCAUGUGUAGAUUGAGAGGUUCAGUGGUUGAGUUGAUUUGGAUGAUUUUGCUUAUGAGGAAUCGAGAUGCAAAUAUGACAUAUUGAUGCAAGAAAUAUUCGAGGGGCACAUUCUAGUGAACAUGAAUAGGGGUGUCACAUGGUAUCAAUGAUAGGAAAUCUUUUGCAUACUAUAGUUUACAUUAAUGGGUUGAGAAAUGUAUUUUUUCCCUAAAAUAUGGAUCUUCUAUAUGUUUAUUGUUACAAAUGCUAUGGAAUGGCAUGGACCAUAUUGAUAUUUUA
This is a messenger RNA of Aegilops tauschii subsp. strangulata, 1100 nucleotides long. RefSeq lists its product as uncharacterized. Lineage: Eukaryota; Viridiplantae; Streptophyta; Magnoliopsida; Poales; Poaceae. The record is from RefSeq and is a predicted model, not a curated record.